This is a messenger RNA of Echinostoma caproni, 432 nucleotides long. NCBI's taxonomy places the organism in Eukaryota, Metazoa, Platyhelminthes, Trematoda, Plagiorchiida, Echinostomatidae. The record is from the annotation of a GenBank genome assembly.
AUGUGUCAGACGCGAUCAGACAUUCUAAACGCUUCGCAACGUGAAUUGGUCCACUGUCUCCGUGUUCUGGUGGCCACACGCGGUGCAGUCAAGCUCGAUUCCGAGAUCCGCGUCACCGAUAAAGCCAACCCACUCGUGGACGACUCUCUCUCCCGAGAUCAGAAAUUGAAAGGAUCCUCAAAUGCACCCACAGAUCGUCCAUCGUUGAUAGAAGAAAUUCCCGAUUUGUCGGAACAGACCACGCAAUCGGAUGCGAUUAAAGAUCCCGAAAUGAACCGGCCGAUCGAUCCAGCUCUGGUUGAAGCACUUGAUCAACUAUCGGAUCCGUUGAUUCCUGUACGAGGACACGGUUUGAUUGUUCUCAGUCGUCUGUUAGAAUCCCGUGAUCCGUGUAUACGCGGUCAUGAGGAACGUAUCUUUCAGGCGUCCUGA